This is a messenger RNA of Entrophospora candida, 214 nucleotides long. NCBI's taxonomy places the organism in Eukaryota, Fungi, Glomeromycota, Glomeromycetes, Entrophosporales, Entrophosporaceae. The record is from the annotation of a GenBank genome assembly.
AAUUAGAACAUACGAGGAAUAUUAUAUUCCAUAUGAUUGGAUAGGUUCCAAGAAAAACCAAUUACAUGAUAGAUUGCAAAACUAUGUUAUGGAAUUAUUACGUCAACGAGGCUAUAGAGUAGUUCAUGGAAAUUCUUGGUAUGUUAUGGUAAAAUGGAUCGAGAAUCCAGAUUAUUAUGCUAACAAGACAUAUCCGAAUAUUGUUAGAAUAUAA